Messenger RNA from Carassius auratus (goldfish), 5072 nucleotides. RefSeq lists its product as uncharacterized. The record is from RefSeq and is a predicted model, not a curated record. Lineage: Eukaryota; Metazoa; Chordata; Actinopteri; Cypriniformes; Cyprinidae. The transcript has 5 exons. Gene Ontology annotation, biological process: positive regulation of transcription elongation by RNA polymerase II. Gene Ontology annotation, molecular function: protein binding. The coding region runs from base 1195 to 4950 and encodes 1251 amino acids.
AGUAAUUGAGUAAUGUAAUAUGUUUUACCAUAUACAGCCUAUCUGCUUACAGAGAAAUAUGUUUGAUUACACAUGGCAUCAUUAUUGAAUUUAUUAAACCUAAUGAGAGUUACAAAACAAAAAACCUAGUCAAGACAGAUGAACUAAACAUGCUAGUUGUCAUCUUAAAUUACUUCAGUAAACCAGUGGUUUACUACAAGCUUUUUCCUGAAUAUUGUCAAUGUUCCCAUCCCUUUUUACCAAAGCAUUAACACGAGUUAAGUCAUCUCAUAAUUUAUACCUGAUAUUUUAGUGUGUUUGGCAUAACAACAAAAUCUAAUGAGAACGCCACAUGGCCACAUAGGCUACUUCCUAUGCCCAGGGAUUAUUAUUAUUUUAUUUUUUUAAACGAAGCUAAACUAUGUUGGGUUUUGGUAAUUGUGGCUGAUAAUAAAGCUUAUUUUGCCCUAUUUUAAGCCAUAGUGAGCACCCCCUGCUCAGAACUACCAAUACAACCCUAAUCGAAGAGAGCUUUGCAAAAGCAAACGAGAACAAAAUCAUGAAAUUGGUGUUUUAAACGGAUCGUUUGAAUGAUUCAUUCAACAGACUCGCCCAUAGCGCCAUCUAGAGGUGCGUCGGUGCAGGCGGAGCCACUGAACAAAUCAGUGAGUGAAUCAUUCUGGUGAACCGAUUCAAAAGAUUCACGUGACUGAAAGCUGAUGAGUGGAGCUCGACUUCAGAUGAUUUGUGAUGCAGCGGCUCACGUGUCUUACGGAUCACCUGUGUUUGCGUAUGUUACAUUGUUUAUGUUGGAUUAUAAAAGGGUGUCGUUUUAGCAAGUUUGACGAACAACGUGCACUAAGCGUUUGAAAACAAGGCAGUAUUAAUAUAAUAACAGAUAAAUUCUCGUGAUAUCAGGCUCAGUUGACCUUAGAGAUUGAAAAUAUGGCUGAGCUAGCCUUUCUUUGCCAUUUAAUACCGAGCAACAUAAAUCCGUUGAACUGAACACAAUUACCUGACGUUAAAUCACAGGUCGGUCUGUCCUAUCUAAAAAAAAAAAAAACUUAAUAUCAACAGUUGGAUCAGAAUUGAUAACACAGAGCAAGUAAAUCUUAUCUUGCAAAUUCGAAGAAAGCUGUUAUUUCUGGAUGGUUAACAGUUGUAACCGUUGUUUUGGAGUUUCUAAAUAUGUUUUAGUCUGAAGUUGCUACCAGCAUGUGGCAGUAUCAGCAUCCAGACUUUGCAGUAUUCCUGCUUGGAGAACUUCAGAAGCAGCAGCAGCAGGGAAGCGUCUUCUGUGACACACUUCUGCAGACUGACGGUGUGUGUGUUCCAGCUCACAGUUGUGUGUUAGCUGCUCUAAGCCCUGUCCUGUCAAGAGUCCUUUCCACUUCCCCUGCUCCACAGGCAGGGCAGAACAGGCUUCUCAGCCUUGAGGCUGUAGGAUCUAAUGCCUUACUAAAGCUAGUUAAGUUCCUGUACACAGGGGAAAUGGAGAUCAAGAGUCAGAGUGAACAUGAGGAGGUAAUGACUGCCUCCUUCAGACUUGGACUUAAAAACCUUUUUGAAAAGAAGAGAGUGUAUGUGGAAAGAGGAGAUAAGGAUGUUGUGAGACGUUGGAGAGAGAUUGGUGUACAGACAGAAGAUGUCUAUAGCCAGGAAAGUGAAAUAGUUUCUGAGCAAUUAAGGAUACAGAGCAGUACUCUUCCAGUGCAAGCUUGUGGUUUACUGGACGCCGAUUUGUCAUCAAUGUCAUUACUUGAUGAAACUAGUCCAACUGCAGGUUUUAAUCGGACCAGUAAUGCCAAUAUUCCUUCCCUCACCAUCGUGACAGAAGCAUCUGUAAUAAAUCAUCAGAAAACAAAGUCUAAGAAGAGGUGGAAAAUGGCAAAGAGAGAAACCCAGCUAAAAAAAUUAACUCGCCAACAAAUGAAUGUUUCGGGCAAAAACUUCCAGAAACUUUUAGAGGUAGAUAACAGGCAAAAAAGUGCUACUGCUGAACAGAAGGAGGCCAAAUUGGACCAGCUUAAAGUUAGGAUAAAACUGAGGAGGAGCGGAGCUUGCUGGGAGAGCAACCUUCUCGUUUCUGUCCAAGGUGAGAGCGAGAAGAACCCAGAAGAAAUCAAAGAGUGUGGACUUCAAACUCAGAGCUGCCCAGCUAGUGUAGUUCCUGGUCAAAGUCUUGAAACCCUCACCCCACCGACGGACCUGACUAUUUCACCCUCCUAUUCUUCCUCGCACGCCUCUUCAGAUAAAUGUCUCCAUACUCCACACCACAUUUCUAUCUCCUCCCCUUUGGUAAUACCAACUUUAUCUUCAAGCCCUCCCCAAGCAGAUGAAUCUGAUGAACAUAUUGCAAAGAUGUUGGAUGAUAUGUUGAUGGAUUUGAACAUCCUGCCAUUGAUGCCAAUAGACAGAAAUCUGGAUGAGCAAGAGCAGCUAGGUCUUCUUCAGGAUCCGAAAGGUCAGCAGAGGGCUGCCGAGGCCUCUGCUCAGGGUGCUUGUGUUUUUAUGCAAAGCUGUGAGCCAGAGAUGAGGGGAUCUGAUGUUAGCAAGACAGCAGUACCAGCUGGAUCACCAGGACCAAGAGAUGAAGACCACUCAGGCUUACAAAAUCAGUCAAAAUCCAAUACACUCGUGAUUCAGACACCUGGACAGGACGACUUGAACAAAGAUAAGAAUCUGGCAGGUGGGGCAAGAAACCCCACCCCCUCACUGUUAGAAGACCUGUUCUUAACCCCAAAAGCCCCAGCUAACCCUUCUCCGGCCGAGGGUGAAAUGCCAAGCCUUGGUAUGACCAGCAUACUGGAUGACAGGCCAGAAUUCAAACUACUACGAUGCCUUUCCCCCCUUGAAUCAGAUAAGGGAGACAGUGAUGUUCCUACACAAGAACCACCACACAGACAGGACCUAGAAAUGCAAAACCUUCCCUUGUGGCUUUCUGAAGCACCACUGAAAUUGGACUUCCCUCUAAGCUCGAUGAUUGAUUCCUCCUACCCACAUCCACAGCCUGACCUCAUCGCCUGCCAAAAUCGAUCGUGCCCUGACCCUGCAGAAAAGCAAGAAUCGAAGACUUCCUUUUUACAAGAUGAGUUAAUGAGUAGGAGUAGUACAAACACCAUUCGGCAUGAUUUGAAAGAUGCUAGUGAGCACCCGAAGCAGAGAAGGACGAGAAGACGGAGGCUUGCAACUCAAAAUUCAGAAGUGAAUGGGGAUACAAAGUUUCAAAAGCUAGAAAAUCCGGAUCAGGUUCAACCGAGGAUAUCAAAGUGUGAUGAUCCCCGCUGUGAAGAGAUCAAGCCGUCAACUUCUAACGCACGUAGAGUCAGUACCCGCAUAAUCAAUGCGAAGAGAAAAGCAACUGCAGGUGUGAAGAGAAAAAAAGAAAUGUCUUCACCUAUCAGUAAGAAAAUGCCUUCGGUGAAAGCUGACCGUGAACAACCAAACUACACUGGUAUUGUAAAACGUGGUCGUGGUAGACCCCCUAAGUCUAAAAACACCGCUCUAGCUCACAUGUGCAACAGUGCAGAGAAAUUGCCCGCUUCAAGACAAGAUGAUAGUGAAGUAGAAAAAACUAAGAAAGACAGUGAGAUUGAGCAGGGUAAUAAGCAACAACCAAAUACACAGCAGGAGAAAGACUCAACAGAAGUGGAAGAAGCAGAUGCUAAUGGCAAUUUUGCACAGGCGACACUGAAUUCUCACUUAAAAUAUGCUGCUCAGGCAAAAGGACAAAGCAUCAUUGAUCAAAUUUUCCAUCAGACUCUUCCAAGUGUUGAAAGCCUCGCUUGUGAGAGUUCUCUGAAUACUGAUCAGCCGCUAACAUCUAGCCAACGAGACGCCUCUUUUAGCCUUCAAAUAUUCCAAGGAGGGAACAGUGAAGACGAGUGUAGUAAAUUAAUGAUGAAUAGCAGUGAAGUGCUCAAUAAGCAGAAAAAAGCAGAGAUGUCUCUGCUGAUGAACGAGAAUAAAGACAUGGAGGUAUCUGACAAGCACGGAGGAUCACCUACAAGUGACCGACAAGUCAAUGUGUUACAGAAUAAUGAUUCCCAAAAAGAGAUGGGAAAAGACAUUCAGGACCAGAUGAAUGAGAUAUCUUUGCCGUUAACAGCUGAGGAGGACGUAAUGAAGGAAAUGAUGAUCCUGGCUGAUGAUAUCGAUGAUGCUGAUCAUCCCAAGUUGCCCACAGAGAAAGACUGUGAUGGUUCUACCAGUGAACUGACAGUGAUGGAGGGAAUAGAAAUUAAUUUCAGUACGAAUCCUGAUAGUAAACCAGCAGAACAUCUCCGAGAUGAACAAAACCUGGAAGAUACUGUUUCUAAUGAGACAUCAGACAUGGACAAAGGUGUUCAGGAAGCAUGUGGUGUUAAUACCCAGGAUGUUAGCUGUAUAGGAAGAAACAACAAGGUUCAGAUGAUUGAAGAAACUAUGGAUGGAGAAGAAACUGAAUUUCUGAGGGCAACUGAGCUUGUGGAGGCUUCUUCGGAUGAUAGGUGUUUGGAAACCACCAAUAGCUUGGAUGAUGAUGAUGAAAUGAAUGAAGAGGGGCACCAGUACAGUGCUGGGAAGACUAAUGAACAGACCCUACUGGAGGAAGACGAAUUGAGUAAAGGACACAUUAGGAGUGCUGGGAUUGCAGAUGAUGCAUCAAACAGAGCUCUGACACUGAGAAAAACAGAAGAAAUAAUAUGCAGAGAUGCUCCUUCUGUCCAGACUGAAGUAUCGCUUCAGUCAAACUAUCAAAGCCCCCGAGUGCGCAGUGAGAAUAUCUCAGCGGUGACGUCCAGUUCAGAAUCAUCCGAUGAAGAAGAUAUUGACGUAGAUGUUGUCGAUGAAUCUGUAGAUGAUCCGUUAGGGCUUUUGGCAGCUAGACAGUUUGUCACACUGGCUAUUGAGUGUCUAAUGGAGCAAGAGGAUGAGCUGGAUGCCACUGAAGAAGAGGAGGUAGAUGUCACUGGAGAAGAGACAGAAUAAAUUUUUAUGUUCAUGUUGAGAAUACAUGUUUAGCAUUUUGAAAUCAAUAGCAGAUGUUUAAACCAAGUUCUUAACCCAAGGUUUAAUAUAUCAAAUGGUGAGAAUAAUUUUUUUUUUUUUUU